Anarrhichthys ocellatus (wolf-eel) is the source of this 2568-nucleotide messenger RNA. Its product is annotated as ras-related and estrogen-regulated growth inhibitor. The coding region runs from base 755 to 1351 and encodes 198 amino acids. Gene Ontology annotation, molecular function: GTP binding; GTPase activity. The record is from RefSeq and is a predicted model, not a curated record. NCBI's taxonomy places the organism in Eukaryota, Metazoa, Chordata, Actinopteri, Perciformes, Anarhichadidae. The transcript is spliced from 8 exons.
CAGUAUUAGAUGUGAUCUUUUUGUCUAUCAUUAUAAGAUUAUCAUAGUAAAAGUAUCUUUCAGUGCAGUAUAACAUAUUAAAAGUUGUGAUCUCUUAUCUUCUGCCCCUUCAACCGAAAACAAAGCCCUCACACAUUCAAAUGUCAGAUCUGUCCAGGCAGCGUUUGCCAAAUUCUCUCCUAUGAAAUAUGCUCAAAUCUGGCUUCUCGCAGAAGGCGGUCUUUGCAGGAUCCAGAGGUCAGACCACGGCCACUGCACGAGCAAAGUAAAUAAUGAAGACAUUAAUGAGCUGUUUGCUUUGGAGCUGUGUUUGUUUUGGAGCUCUUGUGUAAAAGAAAGACCUUAAGUACAAGUUCCAGCAGUGAGUUCAGGACGGAUCCCCAUCAUUAAUACAAGUUGUAGUUAAUUAGAUGAGAGGAAUGACACCACACCAUGAGCACCAUUUCCCAAAACAUCAAAUGAGUCCUUUAGACUUUGGUGGAGUUGGACAAAGUUCCUCCAGACAAAUGGCUCUUGUCAUAUACUGCUCCCAAAAGAGAGCGAGAGAGAGAGAGAGAGAGAGAGAGAGCUCUUGUAUCUAAACAGAAGCAGAGAGAAGACAGUCCCAUCUCUCCAUUCCCUGUCUGCUCAGUGUCUGAGACUGAACACAGUGAGUUCAUUAUCAUACACCUCUCCAUUUCUGGAAGUUAUUCCUACAUACAGGGUUUCCUCAUGCGGGGACAGACGGCAGACUACUACUGGACCCAACAAGAAGAUGGUUCCAGUUAAACUUCUCAUUCUGGGAGCUCAGAACACUGGAAAAACAGCACUGUGUGUUCGUUUCAUAACCAAACGCUUCAUCGGUGAAUACGACCGUAAAAAGGAGGUGACCUACAGAUGCAGUCGGGCGCUGGACCAGGAAGCUGUUGAUCUGGAGAUUUUGGAUAUAGCUUGUAAGGAGAGCUCUGUGGCGUCUCUGGAGUCGUCCAUCCGCUGGGCAGACGGCUUCCUGCUGCUCUACUCUAUCACACAGCGCCUCAGCUUCCAGGACGUCCCGCGACUCAAGAAGCUCAUCGAGCAAACCAAACAGAGUCUGGUUGUACCUACAGUGCUGGUAGCGAAUAAGGCGGACCUGGAAAUCGGCAGGGAGGUGACAACAGAGGAAGGACAGAGACUGGCCAAGGAUUUAAGGUGCGGCUUCAGGGAGCUGUCGGUGGCAGAAGCUGUUUUAGCUGUGGAAGCACCCGUGUUUCAGCUCAUCAGGCUGGUGUUGGACCAGCAGCGUCCUCUGCCGGACCGCCGCUCCUACAUGCUGACUGUUCGCCACGCUCUGACCAGGAAACUGACCCGGUCUAAGACCAUGCAGUGGUGACCGCAGCAAACAAACAACUAGAUAUACAUUUUUCAGCUGCACUCAGUCACAUGCAUUAUUUACUGUCAACAUGUGCUCACUACUGUAAAAGCAAUCAUCUGUACACACAGAGCUGCUACAUGUUAGAAAGUGACUUUUGUUUCAUCCUCCAGUAGAGGGCAGUACGGUCAUUUCAUCUGGUGCAAACUCAUCCCAGUAUGUCAAACACACUGUUUGUCUAAAGGUAUAUGAAUAACCCUUUGAUAUGGAAUGAGCUGACCCACAAUCUGUGAGAUCCAUGCCGAUUUUAGCAGCAGAUUAAGGCACUUGUUCUUUGAAUAACAUGAUAAGGAAUCAAGUAGGGGUGUCAGUAUAGUCAACUUCAUGCACAAGAACAUAAGCCUCUAACUCGUGGAUGAACCAAGGUAUCAGUCUGUGAGUAAAACCGUUGAACUUGCCCUUGUUGUAGGAGUGUGUCGAUGACGUAACAGUGUGUAAAGAAUGAUGCUGGUUUUGAUUAGAGUCUUGGCGUUAUUUGACUGUGUUCCUGUCUAUGUAUCUAUCUCUGUCUCUCUCUCUCCUCGUCCAUCACUCUGAACUUCUGAACUUUAUGAUCAGCGAGAGACAUCUGAUGAAAAAAAAAAAGGAGACGGAGGUAAAAGCAGCACAGAGAAUAAAACAGGGAUCAAAGCACUGGGCGUCUUUGGCAUCUUGUCUGUAAGAAAAAGAGCUGCUCAGUCUGACUGCUCUGUUUAUACACACUGCUCUGGCUCCUGCCAAUUGUAAAGGCAUUAUGGGAAAAUUGACUGUGUGCUUACUCCCGCUGUCCAACCCCACAACCGUUUAUUAUACAUCAACUACUCCACCCAACCAACCUCAGAACCCCAAUGGGCUCUAACACAGAGGAUGAAAAUGUGAAGAUAGUUACAUAUUUAUGGCUCUAAAGUUAUUUAUACCAGACCCAAUUAUUGAUACUAUUUUAAGCUUUCUAUGUAUUUGGAUUCUGUGAUUGCAUCGCUAUAUUGUAGUUUUUAUUGAUACUGGCAGGGUCCGCCUUUCCUGCGUGUUGUUAAAACACACCUGCUGUUACCACCAGUCACCACAGGUGUCGCUAAAGCAACCAUGACUUAUGAAACAGUCUAAAUAAUACCGAUGCCUCUGUAUGACUGUAUUAACAUUGGCAGCUAAAACGGAGUUGAUUUUGUUUCACCGUUGUUAUAUUACAGUUUUUAAUCUUA